Aegilops tauschii subsp. strangulata is the source of this 633-nucleotide messenger RNA. Lineage: Eukaryota; Viridiplantae; Streptophyta; Magnoliopsida; Poales; Poaceae. The record is from RefSeq and is a predicted model, not a curated record.
AUGAGGGUUGCGGCAGUGAAGAAAACCGCGACCGCCGCCUCUUCCUCGUCCAAGUGGCCUGGGACCCCAUCCCCUUCUCCUCCCCUUGCGGGCGCCACCCCAGAGGCCGACUUCGACCUUGGGUCCUUUAGUCCGAAGAGGAAGAGGAGGCCGGAGGAAGAGGAGGAAGAAGACGCUGGCCCAGAGGACAGUGUAGAGGGUAAGGCUCUGACGGGCGACGAGCCCCCGGCGAGCACUCCGCGCUCGCCAGUCCUUGGUACUAACCUUGGCGGUUUCGCAGGAGGAGAGCGGCAAGAGGAGGAGCCACUGAGGGCCACCCCUGACAUGCCGCCCCUUUCGACCACGCCACCCAGAGGGGCGUCGCCGGCAAGGGCACCUACCGCCGAGCCCACGCGCAUGGAGGAGGAGGGGGCAAACAUGGGUGCUGGUGGUUCCGUCCCGGCAACGAACGUUGGUGAGGAGGGAUCCACUUGUUCUCAUCUUGGCACAGACCCUCUCUCGAUGGACCAGGUGGACAUUGACACCAUCAUCGAGGAGGUCGCCAAGGACACCGAAGCUGAGGCCACCAAGAUCGCGGCUGAGGAAGCCGCCAAGUUUGCUGCCGAGAAGGUUACAAAAUACAGUACAGCAUAG